GCGAUAGAAAACGUAUGUAGUGUGCGUUCGGUGGUCUCGGUGUUCACGUGCGCCUCGUCGUCGUCGUCUUCAUCGUUUCCGUUUCUCCAUUCCUCACUAUCUCUCUUUCUCUCUUUCUUUGAUAUAUUUAACAACUCUAUCUCUGUCUCUAUAUAUAUAUAUAUAUUUAUAUUUAAUAUCUCUUCCUCUCUCUCUCUCUCUCUCUGCUCUUCUCUCCAGACUCCAAUCUGUACAAAACGCGUCACAUUAUAUACUUGCACACACACAUUUGGCCGCCACAUGCCACGGCAGUGGUGACCCUUUGAAAUCACACAUACGCACUCGCACUAGCUCACAAACCCGCGUGCAAUACACUGCCACUGUCGGCGAGCUGCAGCAGGACGUUUUAAAGGAACCGUUUUUGUUUUCACCCCGUCAGCGUUUUCGAAAAAUAAUGUGGUUUUUGUGACGACGUCCUUGUACACAUACGUUAGCGCAUCCGAUUUUCCGGAAAUGAAGCUGAUGUCGAUGUCGCCGCUUUCGCUGCUUCUGACCGCGGUCGUAGCCACCGCUGUGGUCACCGCUGUGCCCGACGUGACCAUCCCCGUCGAACCUAUCUACAAUACGGGUGGCAAUCAAUGUUAUGACGAAUACAACAAACCUCAGAGAUGUAUACCGGGCUUCGAAAAUGCCGCGUUCGGAUUAGAAGUAGAAGCAACCAACACGUGUGGCCAGUCCGGUCCAACUGAAUUUUGUGUGCAGUCAGGCAGUCAAGUGACUAAGAAGACAUGUGACGUGUGCACAGAAUCAUCACACUCGCCUUACUACAUGACAGAUUUCAGCAGUUACGCGAAUCGAACGUGGUGGCAGUCGGAAACCAUGUACGAGAACGUUCAAUACCCAAACCAGGUCAACUUGACCCUGCAUUUUGGUAAAGCAUUCGAUAUCACGUACAUUCGACUUCUGUUUUACUCACCGAGGCCCGAGAGUUUUGCUAUUUAUAAAAAAAGUACAGAAGAUGGACCGUGGAUACCGUAUCAGUUCUAUAGUGGGAGUUGUAGAGACACCUACGGAUUGCCAGACUUGAAUUACAUCCGUCUUGGUGAACAAGAGACCAGAGCGUUCUGUACUUCCGAGUUUUCAGAUAUUUCACCAUUGACGGGAGGAAGUGUACCAUUUUCUACACUAGAAGGUAGACCAUCGGCUAAAUAUUAUGAUUCGAAAUCGGAAUUUUGGGAUUGGGUAACCGCAACAGAUGUUCGUAUUACGUUAGACCGUUUAAAUACAUUUGGUGACGAAGUAUUUGGUGAUCCUCAAGUAUUAAAGUCAUAUUUCUACGCUAUUGCUGAUUUUGCUGUUGGAGCCAGAUGUAAGUGUAAUGGACACGCCAGUGAAUGUGUAAAAAGUACAUCCAUCAAUGGCACAUCCAGAAGAGUAUGUCGGUGCGAACACAAUACGGCGGGACCCGACUGCAACGAGUGUUUGCCAUUCUUUAAUGAUGCGCCGUGGAGCAGAGCGACUGCAUUAAAUGCACACGAGUGUAAAGAAUGCAAUUGCAACGAGUUUUCUCACCGGUGCUUCUUCGACAAAGAGUUGUACGAUCGGACCGGACAUGGAGGACAUUGUCUAGACUGUGCAGGAAAUCGGGACGGAGCGAACUGCGAGCGGUGCAAGGAGAACUAUUACCAGAGGAAGGGUGACACGCAUUGUUCACCAUGCGAAUGUAAUGAAGUCGGGUCGUGGAGUUUGCAGUGUAACGCCGAAGGCAAGUGCCAAUGUCGUGCGGGCGUGGCAGGCGACAAAUGCGAUCGGUGCGCAGAAAACCAUUUCGAUUUUGGGCCGACAGGAUGUAAACCGUGUGGAUGUACCGUGGCUGGUAGUUUGGAUAACGAGCCAAGGUGUGAAGCUGAAAACGGAAAUUGCAUAUGCAAAGAGAACGUCGAAGGAAUUCAAUGCAACAAAUGUAAACCGGGUUUUUUCAACUUGGACGAGGACAAUUUAUUCGGUUGUACGCCUUGUUUCUGCUAUGGGCAUUCUUCGGUGUGCCAGUCCGCUUCGGGUUAUUCGAGAGUGUCCAUCGAGAGCACAUUUGUUCGGGGCAACGAGCGUUGGAAUGGGUCCGACAUUUACGGUAGAACGGUGUUACCGGUUCACAGUCCUUUCAAACAAUCGUUGGAGAUUUCUUCACCAUCAAAAGAUGCCGUUUACUUAUUGGCACCGGACAAGUUCCUCGGAGACCAGCGUUCCAGUUACAAUCAUGACUUGACUUUCAAACUGAGCAUCGGUGAAAACAGUCCCGACCCAACUAUCAACGACAUCAUUUUAGAAGGCGGUGCCGGUCUUCGGAUCACUCAAGCAAUAUUUGGACAAGGAAACACAUUGCCCUCUGAUACGCCCAAAAUGUACAAAUUCCGCCUUCACGAGAACCCGGACUAUGGCUGGCAACCCAGGUUGUCUCCGCGCGAUUUCUUCGGCGUCUUAUCAAAUCUGACAGCCAUCAAAAUACGUGGAACAUAUUCUGACAGAGGUGUCGGAUUCUUGGACGACGUUUCACUUCAGACGGCCCGGCGCGGCGCUCCAGGAUUGCCGGCCAACUGGGUCGAGAUGUGCACUUGUCCCGAAGGAUACAUCGGACAAUUCUGCGAAUCGUGCGCACCUGGUUCUCGACACGAACCUACAAGUGGUGGUCCUUUCUCACCGUGUGUCCCGUGUAAUUGUCAUGGUCAUGCCUCCAUUUGCGAUGCGGAUACAGGUCGGUGCAUUUGUCAGCAUAAUACAGCGGGGGAGAAUUGUGACAGGUGCGCGAAAGGAUACUACGGUAACGCUUUGCAGGGCACCGCACUCGACUGUAAACUGUGUCCGUGCCCCAAUCAGGGUAGUUGCGUUUUGAUAGGAGAAGAUACAGUCAUUUGCUUGGAAUGUCCCAAAGGAUACGGAGGCCCCAGAUGUGACAUUUGCAGUGAUGGUUAUUUCGGCGACCCGACCGGAAAGAACGGACCGAUCAGUAUUUGCAAAUCGUGCGACUGCAAUUCAAAUGUGGAUCCAAACGGAAUCGGUAAUUGUAAUCGAACAACCGGAGAAUGUCUAAAGUGCAUCUACAAUACAGGCGGAGCUCAGUGCGACCAAUGUUUACCGGGAUACUUUGGGGACGCUCUUGCUCCCGAAAAAGGCGAUUGCAAACCUUGUGACUGUUAUCAUCUCGGCACUACUGAGACAGGAUUUGGACCUUUGGCGUGUGAUCAGUUGACUGGACAAUGUCAGUGUAAACCACACGUGAUUGGAGUAAACUGUGACCAAUGUGAACCUGGUCACUUCAACAUAGCCAGCGGAGACGGCUGUCAAUCGUGCGAAUGCGAUGCAGUGGGUUCCGUCAACAAUACUUGUGAUUCAAACACCGGUCAAUGUAUAUGUCGGCCGGGCGUAACCGGCAAGAAAUGUGACGCGUGCGAACCUUUCCACUAUGGAUUUUCAGUCGAAGGGUGUAAAUCAUGCGCUUGUGAUUCCAUCGGUUCGGUAUCUUUGCAGUGCGAUGCAAAUGGACAGUGUCCCUGCUUGGAAAAUGUGGAAGGAAGACGUUGUGAUCAGUGUAAAGAAAACAAAUACGAUCGGCAAAGAGGUUGUGUGGACUGUCCAGCCUGUUAUAAUUUGGUUCAAGAUGCCGUUUCUUCACACCGCGAAAACUUAAAAAAACUCGAAGACGUGUUAAAAAAUAUUAAUAAUAAUCCUACUGUGAUAAUUGAUGAAGAUUUCGAACAAAAACUGAAAGAAGUACAGUCGCAUGUGGACGAAUUGGAACAAAACGCCAAACUCGCUACUGGUGGCAACAUACCAACGAGUGACAAAUUGAUUUCUCUUCAAAGCCAAAUUAUGGAAAUUCAAGAUCUAAUGGCCCAAACUAGCAACUGGACUACUUUAGCUGAAGAAAAAUCUCUACAGGCUGAAAAUAACAUCAUGAAUAUUGAAAAAAUGAAUGAUAAGUCUGCAAACACAUUGAAAAGAGCAUUAGAAUAUAUUGAAACCGAAGGAGCCACGUCGCUUCUUAAGGCAAUAUCGAAAAGUAAUGAACUCGGACAACAGAGCGAUCAAAUGUCUGAGAUUGCUAGGGAAGCGAGAACAUUUUUAAUGCUAAAAGAACAAGAAAUUGAAAAAAUGAAAGUUACUGCAGCGCAAGCUGUGAAAAUAUCAUCUGAAGCAUUUAACAUAACCAGAGACGCUAUAAAUCAACAGAAAAACAUCAGUGAUGAACUAAAAUCCUUGGAUACGGAAGUUAAUUAUGUAAAGGAUAAAUUGAAUACUAUCAUUACCCAAGCAAAUGAAGCACAAGAAUUGGUGACUAUGGUUAACAAUGAUUCAUUAUCAAUAUAUCGAGAUAUUUACGCAAUAAAUUUACCAGAUGUCAACAUCACUGUUAUGAAGCAAAAUAUUUCUAAUUUAAACGCAGAGGUUGAAAGUAUCAAGAAUGAUUUAAAAAUGCAAGGAACUGACGUAAACAUAAUGAAUCUUAUAAAGGAAGUAGCCGAAGAGUUACAACAAUCUGAGAUUACAUUAGCUCAAGGCGAGAAGCAGCAAAGAACCAGGGAAAACUAUUUGGCACAAGCAAAUGCUUCUUAUGAAAAAGCAGAUGAAGCGGUUAAAUUAGGUGUUAGAAUUUUAGAAGAAGCUCAACAAACACUAAGCACAUUGCAAGCAUUUGACAAACAGGUGCAAGAUAGUAAGAAAAAUGCAACAGAGGCCUUAGAACAGGUUCCAGAAAUCAAACAGUUGAUAGAAGAGGCCAAUGAUAAUACUAUUCGUGCCCAAGAAGCAUUAUCUGGGGCCGAAUCGGGUGCCUUAGCUGCUAGAGACACUGCUAAAAAUGCACAAACAACAUACGCUGAUCAAGCAUUAGAGGAUUCGAAUAAAACAAAAAAAGCUGCCGAAGAAUUGGCAUCCGAGGUACACAAGUUAUACGACGAAAGUGUUGGCCAAAUAAAACGAGUAGAAAAUACUGCAGAACGCUUGAAAGAUGCAGAAACUCAAUUCGAACAAGAUCAAAAAAGUAUUGACGACGCAAAAACGAAAAUUGGCCAAGCAAAAACAUCAGCAUCUGAAUCUAAAAAAAUGGUAGACAAAGCAUUACAGGAUGUCGAACAGAUAUCAAAAGAAUUGUUAGAUUUGGCCGAUAGUGAUACUAACAAGUUGAGUUUACUUAACACUAGAUUGGAAAUGGCUGAACAAGAACUGUUGAACGCUGAGUUGGACAAAAAAAUAGCGGCUAUCAAUAGUGCUAAGAUUUCUCAAGCUCAGUUAAUCAACAAACUAAAAGAAGAUAUAAAAUCAUUAACUAACGACGUCAAAAAUAUCGAAGCGAUACGGUUGGCACUUCCGAGUGGAUGCUGGAAGAAAACGAAUAUAGAAGAAUUGCGUUGAGCGAAUAGUAUCCAUCUUGGGAUUACACGUUUUACCAUUUAGUCGUUAAUUUAAGAUAGUUAUACAAUUUUUUUAAUAUUUAAGUCAAUUUUAUGUGUUCAUGAGUUUAAAAAGAUAGUCAUAAUAAUAUGUUAUCAUCAAAAUUUGUUUACGCAAACAAAUUAUUUUUGCAAUGUAGUAAGCAAGUUCAA
Melanaphis sacchari is the source of this 5579-nucleotide messenger RNA. It is a transcript of the gene LanB2, whose product is annotated as laminin subunit gamma-1. The coding region runs from base 493 to 5388 and encodes 1631 amino acids. The record is from RefSeq and is a predicted model, not a curated record. The transcript is spliced from 27 exons. NCBI's taxonomy places the organism in Eukaryota, Metazoa, Arthropoda, Insecta, Hemiptera, Aphididae.